Messenger RNA from Lytechinus variegatus (green sea urchin), 1895 nucleotides. RefSeq names its product alkaline ceramidase 3-like (gene acer3). Bases 42 to 875 code for a protein of 277 amino acids. Gene Ontology annotation, cellular component: endoplasmic reticulum membrane. NCBI's taxonomy places the organism in Eukaryota, Metazoa, Echinodermata, Echinoidea, Temnopleuroida, Toxopneustidae. Gene Ontology annotation, biological process: ceramide metabolic process; phytosphingosine biosynthetic process. The record is from RefSeq and is a predicted model, not a curated record. The transcript is spliced from 10 exons.
CUCGGCAUCAACGUCCUUCAAUAGACGGAAGUUAAAUCAUCAUGGCUCCCGCUCCACCUUCGCAAGAUGAUUUGGAAGGAUAUUGGGGCCCUCCGACAUCUACACUUGAUUGGUGUGAAGAGAAUUAUGUGACAUCUUAUUACGUUGCAGAAUGGUGGAAUACGUUAUCCAACCUAUUCAUGAUUGUGCUCCCUAUAAUCUCCAGUGUAUACAUGUGGAAAGAGAAUGUUGAAAUGAGAUUUAUCUGGGCUAACCUUGGAUUAUUAGUUGUUGGGAUUGGCUCAUGGUGUUUUCAUAUGACAUUGUUAUAUGGCAUGCAGUUGCUUGAUGAGCUUCCUAUGGUUUGGGGAUCAAUAGUCAUGGUUUACAUCAGUUUCGAAAGCUGUGAAAAACCAGGGAAUUUGAACACCAAGCUCCUGACAGCUCUAUUCAUCUACUGUUUAUUAAUAACCAUCAUUUACCUCACAGCGAUCAAUCCUCUAAUACAUCAGGUUGGAUAUGGGUUUUUAGUAGUCCUACUGGUUGGGCGUGGUAUAUAUAUGUUACGAUACUAUGGAAAACACAAAAACAAGUUCCUCUACGCAUAUUGCUUAGGGCUGUAUGUAUUUGCAUUCUUCCUUUGGAACAUUGAUAACAAUCUAUGCACAAGCGUUAGAUCCCUCCGCAAUUCCCUGCCAUUUCCUUUAAGUGCAGUAACACAGCUACAUGGUUGGUGGCACAUAAUGGCUGGCACCAGUACUCAUUGUUUUGUCAUUUUAAUGUGCAACUUUAGAUCAAAUUACCUUCGUCGGGAAAAUAAACUUGAGUAUACUGCUGGUCUGAUUCCAUUCGUCCGUCAUCCUGUGAAAGGUUACGAGAUGAAUCACAACAUGUAAAGGUCAAAGGUCAUCAGGAGAGCAUUUCGUGAAAGGACUUGAAGGAUAUUUCAUCAGACAAGGCCUGCUUUAUUCAACAGUUACCAUGGUAACGAUCACACACCUGUGCCUCUCAGCCAAUCAAAGUCAAGGAUAGUUUUCGGAACUGACAUCUUGUCAGACGACGAUUGUUGAUGGAAUGAUCCCCUUGGUUCACGUCCAGAGUUGAUGAUGCUAAUUGACGUUUGUUUUUGUUUUGGUCUGUAUGAUUAUUCAGGGGUUGAGCAAGGAAGAUUUUUACAUUCAGGACACCAUAUAAAACAAGUCUUAUAUCUUUCAAACAUGGGGCUAAAUUCAUCGAUUGAUUGCAUUAUUUCUGCGAAUGAUCAAUCUUAGAUAUCAGCUCCAUGAUCAAUUGCUUAGCUUUAUGUUUUGGGAUCCAAAUGAAGGGUGCUUAUAGCAUAUUGAACUCAAAGAAAAACCAAACACCUCAAUUUCACAUAGUAAUAUUCAGUAAGAUACUUUAAUGAAGUCAUCAAAAUAGAAUAGAAUAAAAUUUUCAAUUUAUGACCUGAAGAUAAGGUAACAUAUUACCUUAAAAAUUUAAAUUUUACUGAUUUGAAUUCCAGCCUUGACAUUGAAUUUGAGAAGCUUUUUUUUAAAUUGUCAGUCUCAUACUCAUAUAGAUGUAAAGCACAGCUUUUGAUACAUCAACAUUUGUCAGGAUAUUUGAAAAUAUUGCAAGUUAACAAUUAUGAUUUAUACAGGCUGCCAUGUCUAAAAUGACUCUGCAUUUUACUACUACUUAAAUCUAUAUGCAAAAAAAUCAUGCUUUAGCCAACAUUAAGUGUGACCACCCCAAAACCACCAAUAAGUCAUCAGGUAAGGUUUUCUGUCAAUAGCCAAAAUAGUAAUUUAGUCUUCAAAAACAAAAAAUUAAAAAAAUAGCUUAUCUGAAAGAGCAAUUCUUCUACUUCAUACUGUAAAAAAUUGAAGUCGUGAAGUUGAAUAAAAAAAAAAGAUACAAGAGUUUCUUGGACA